AUGAUCCGAAAACAAUUUAAGCUUUUAUUUGUUUUUGAUGCCACCACAACAAGCAAUCAGAAGCCGCCAACUUGUCUUCCAAAUGGUAGCAAAUCAAAUUGGCCAACAAAGAACGAGACUGAGAAUGCCAGAAGCCAAAGCCAAAGCCAGAGCCAAUGCAAUGAGCAUACAUCAUGGACAACUGUUGCAUUUGGACACUGGGACACAACUGGGAGUACAAUUGAUGGAUCACCCAAAACCAUCUGA
Drosophila obscura is the source of this 246-nucleotide messenger RNA. RefSeq lists its product as uncharacterized. The record is from RefSeq and is a predicted model, not a curated record. Lineage: Eukaryota; Metazoa; Arthropoda; Insecta; Diptera; Drosophilidae.